AUGGGUGUCACCGAAAUCGUCUUUCUUCCCUUGCAGGAUGAUAAAUUCCCAAAUGACCAAACCAGUCCCAAUGGACAACUUCAUCACCACCUGAUUCAAACCAUUCUCUCGCAGCCAGGCGUCCAGCGCGUCUAUUGGGGCCGGGAAAUCGAGAACCCUCUGAUGUUGAGAUGGUUUGUCGACUGGGAUGACAUCGAGAACCAUAAAAGGUUCAUGAAUGCUGAUGCCUACAGACCGUUCGUCGAGAGGAUUGGAACCAUCGUCGCUGGCGCGGCAAAGGCAUAUCAUGCUCAACUCAGGCCUCAUCCUCCCGUCGCUGCUCUCAGUAACACCACGUCUCCAAUUACCGAGGUCGUGACCAUGUGGUUCCCAAACACAUACCCGCAGAAAGAUCAAGACAACGUGACCGAGGACGUAGAGAACUUCAUCUCAAUUUUCGAAAACCAUGCGCACAAUUAUACAGCUUCUGCAGCAGGUUGGGUGGAUGAAGAGAUUGACAUCCCAGGGAUGGAGGAGCGCGGAAAGGCAUAUGUACUGCUAGUUGGCUGGACUUCCGUCGAGGCGCACAUGCAGUUUCGCGAGACACAGGCAUUCAAGGAUUCCAUUCACUUUGUUAUGGGAGCAAAGAACCUGAAGAAGAUCGAGGCGGUUCAUGUAAGCUUGACGGAGGUCACUAAAUAG
This is a messenger RNA of Cladophialophora psammophila CBS 110553, 681 nucleotides long. RefSeq lists its product as uncharacterized. The record is from RefSeq and is a predicted model, not a curated record. The transcript is spliced from 2 exons. NCBI's taxonomy places the organism in Eukaryota, Fungi, Ascomycota, Eurotiomycetes, Chaetothyriales, Herpotrichiellaceae. The coding region runs from base 1 to 681 and encodes 226 amino acids.